This is a messenger RNA of Monosiga brevicollis MX1, 1459 nucleotides long. RefSeq lists its product as uncharacterized. The transcript is spliced from 6 exons. NCBI's taxonomy places the organism in Eukaryota, Choanoflagellata, Craspedida, Salpingoecidae. The coding region runs from base 1 to 1239 and encodes 412 amino acids. The record is from RefSeq and is a predicted model, not a curated record.
AUGCCCUCCACUUGGUUCUUUGGUUCCUUGUUGUUACAUGUGGUAGUUGUGCUUUUUUUUCUAACCAAUUCUAUCUCUCUCUCUCUGUUUGCUCUCUCUAGCCAAUUCUCUCUCUGUGUUUGUUCUUCUCUCUCUAACCAAUUCUCUCUCUCUUCUCUCUCUCUCUCUCUCUCUCUCUCUCUCUCUCUCUCUCUCUCUCUCUCUCUCUCUCUCUCUCUCUCUCUCUCUCUCUCUCUCUCUCUCUCUCUCUCUCUCUCUCUCUCUCUCUCUAAACUAACUGAGACAAACAGAGCGGUCAGAAAGAGGCGUUACCGAGAGCCGAGUAGCCAACAGGGAAUACGAGAGAGAGAGUGUGUAUCCUCGACCGCCGUCAUGUGCUUCUUCUCCGGUGACCCCGUGGAUGAGGAUCCCUACAACUCCUUCCAAGCCCGCGAAUGGGAGACGGGCAUGAUGCGCGCCUGCUGCAACAACCCCGGUGGUUGCUGUGGUGCCAUGCUCUGCCCCUGCUGCUGCGCCAUCUACCUUCGCUACCUCGCGCUCAACAAGGACUGGUCCAAGUACAGCUGCUGCCAGGGCUUUUGCUGCAACAAGUGCAUGCAAUACGUGCCUGGCCAAGAGUCUUGCCCUCAGCUUUGCAUGUGCUUGGAGGCUACUUGCUGCGAGAGCUGCGCCAUCUCGGCCACCCGCAUCUAUGUGCAAGUCGAGCGCCAAAUCAAGACGGAUCCCUGCGAUAACCGCAUUAUCCGCUUCAACAACUUUAUGCAGUUUCUCAAGUGCAUCUGCCAUAUUGCCGCCAUGAUCGACUCGACGUUCGAUACCAUUGCCGACAUUGUCGAUUUGAUCGCUGACAUUGUGUACUGCCUCACCCAGGCCUGUAUGCAGGCCCAGACCCAUCACGAGCUCAAGCUUCACCCCACCGUCAAUGACUAUGGGGGCAAGAUGGGUCACCAUCAUGCCGAGUCGGGUGCUGGCGGCGGCUACCCGGCGAUUCAGGCUGGUCAGCCCAAGCCCGCGCCCCAGGGCCACGGUGCUCCCCCCCAAGGCUACGGCCAGCAGGGCGGCUACCCGCAGCAGGGCGGUUACCCGCAGCAGGGCGGUUACCCGCAGCAGGGCGGUUACCCGCAGCAGGGCGGCUACCCACAACAAGGCGGAUACCCACAACAGGGUGGCUACCCGCAGCAGCAGCAGCCUUAUGCUCAAGCUCCCCCGGGUUACCCCAGCGGCUAUCCCCCACGCUAAGGCCUAUCUCACGGGCGAUCCACAAUGUCCAAGAUGCCAGUUGUUCGUCCAAGGCUUCUGCCUGCACUAACUUGGUCGCUAUGUCGUCUAGGCCGUCUGUUGGACGUGCCACUCUGGUUUGUGCUGUCCUGUUGCAACGCCCCCGAGAUGGCGUUGUCUGUUUCCCCCUCGUGUUCUCGUCCCUGGGACUUCUGUGAUGUCAAUCCUAUCGUAUAUUUGC